Messenger RNA from Corvus hawaiiensis (hawaiian crow), 3354 nucleotides. RefSeq names its product protein kinase AMP-activated non-catalytic subunit gamma 2 (gene PRKAG2). Bases 583 to 2268 code for a protein of 561 amino acids. NCBI's taxonomy places the organism in Eukaryota, Metazoa, Chordata, Aves, Passeriformes, Corvidae. The record is from RefSeq and is a predicted model, not a curated record. The transcript has 17 exons.
UCCCAAGGGCCUUGUGUUAUCAGAGGCACUUAGCACACCAAAGGAAAGGAAAGCAGUGGAUGGUUCCUAGGAUGUGCUGUCUGCCUGGUGCACAAGGGAUGUCAGCUGGACCUCAUCUCUUUUGCUGCUCAAGAAAAGGUAUUCGAUACUGAUGCAGACGCAGCCUCAGUCAUCUGAAACUUCUGCUAUUGAAAACGGGAUCUUUUUCUUCCUCCUUCAGAUCGCAUUAAAAACGCCUGCGGUUAUUUGAACCCUCCGACUUGCCCUGUGCCCCCUGAACAUUUCGCUAAUGCACCCAAAGCGGUGCUUAAUGACCUGCCCGCGCUGUCGGAGCGCUCCUGCCCCCGCCCGAGUUCGUGUGGCAGGUUCUGCAGCCGGGGGGGAAUCGAGCCCUGCGGCGAUGCCCGAAGCGCUCCUGGCAGGGAGCCCGCAGCCGGGAGAAUCCCGCCCGCCUGCCUUCUCCUGCGGUACCCACCGCUCUGCCAUCCCCGCGCCGUGCCGCGAUGGGAGGCAGGAACACACCCAGCCCUGGUCCCCAUCUGUUGCAGCAUCGGCUCCAGUAGCAGAGCCCGAGAUGUUUAAAUGCGCUUGCCUUUAGGGAAAAGCUUUCAAUGCAGUUCUUCGAUGGACGUUUCCAGCCAGACUGCAGGAUUUUUCAGAGCUGAUCUCAGCUCUUUUGCCAUGCCAUUCUUGGACGGUGAUGUGGAGAGCACGGACAAAAAUGCUUCUCGCAAGGUGGAUGAAAGCUACUCAGCUGGCAGUCCUUCAAAAGGCAUUUUCUCAAAAGGUCUCCAGAACCGACCUUCCAGCCCCGUUUCUGCCCCUGUGAGAUCCAAACACAGUCCUGGCUCACCCAAAACAGUGUUCCCCUUCCCCUACCAGGAGUCUCCCCCACGCUCCCCACGCCGAAUGAGCUUCAGUGGGAUCUUCAGGUCCUCCUCCAAAGAGUCUUCCCCCAAUUCUAACCCGUCUACCUCUCCUGGGGGCAUCAAGUUUUUCUCCAGAUCAAGAAAAACCUCUGGCCUCUCCUCUUCUCCAUCUACCCCAACACAAGUGACCAAGCAGCCCACGUUUCCUCUUGAAUCCUAUAAGCAUGAGCCUGAGAGACUAGAAACACGGAUUCAUUGUUCCUCGCCUCCGGACACAGGGCAGAGAUUUUCUCUGCCUCCAUCUCAAAGCGCAGCCAAGCCUCCCAUCAUGACACCAGCUCCCAGUGCUACCUCAAAACCAGCGGCGGCAGCGGCUCCGGCUCCCUCGCAGCUCCCGGCCGCCUCCGAAGGGAUGCUGGAGAAACUAGAGCUCGAAGAUGAAGCACUUGAAGAAUCGGAAAGUGACAUUUAUGUGCGAUUCAUGAGGUCACACAAGUGUUAUGACAUUGUUCCAACAAGCUCUAAGCUUGUUGUUUUCGACACUACGCUACAAGUAAAGAAAGCCUUCUUUGCCUUGGUGGCAAAUGGUGUGAGAGCAGCUCCACUGUGGGAGAGUAAAAAACAGAGUUUUGUAGGAAUGUUAACAAUUACAGAUUUCAUUAACAUACUGCAUAGAUACUAUAAGUCUCCAAUGGUUCAGAUUUAUGAAUUGGAGGAGCACAAGAUAGAAACCUGGAGGGAGCUUUAUUUACAAGAGACUUUUAAACCUUUAGUGAACAUCUCCCCAGAUGCAAGCCUUUUUGAUGCUGUAUAUUCGUUGAUCAAAAACAAAAUCCACAGAUUGCCAGUUAUAGAUCCAGUCAGUGGAAAUGCACUUUAUAUACUUACCCAUAAAAGAAUCCUCAAGUUCCUCCAGCUUUUUAUGUCAGAGAUGCCAAAGCCUGCCUUUAUGAAGAAGAAUCUGGAUGAACUUGGAAUAGGAACAUAUCACAACAUUGCCUUCAUACAUCCAGACACUCCUAUCAUUAAAGCCUUGAAUAUAUUUGUAGAGCGAAGGAUAUCGGCAUUACCUGUUGUGGAUGAGUCAGGAAAAGUUGUAGAUAUUUAUUCCAAAUUUGAUGUAAUAAAUCUUGCUGCUGAAAAAACGUAUAAUAACUUAGAUAUCACGGUGACACAAGCCCUACAGCACCGCUCUCAGUAUUUUGAAGGUGUUGUAAAGUGUAGUAUGCUGGAAACACUGGAGACCAUUGUGGAUAGAAUAGUGAAGGCUGAGGUUCAUCGUUUGGUGGUAGUGAAUGAAGCUGAUAGCAUUGUGGGUAUCAUCUCCCUCUCUGACAUCCUACAAGCUCUGGUACUCACACCUGCAGGUGCCAAACAAAAGGAGAACGAGAGCGAAUGACUGCUGUGAAUGUACGCGUGUGUAGGAGAACUUGAACAAAGUUUCUGGGUCGUUUGUCUCAAGAGCAGUGACUGCAAUCGAACAGAGCAGGAUGGUUGAGAAUGUGUUUUGGGACUUAGUGAUGGAUGACGAGUCUCUUCCCCCCAGUGAUGUCGCAAAAAAAAAGCAGCAUGACAAAAGCUUAUGUUAAAAUGUAGGCUCGUAUUUCAAAAUGUCUUCAAAACAUUUGCUGGAAGACUUCACAUGAUGUCCUUCAUUAAAAUGCACUGUAUUCUGAAACUUUUUCAUUUUGUAUUUGACAGAAGUCACUGGUCAGCAAUGGAUAUAUGUGACAUAAGGCAAGUGUAUGGCAUAUUCAUAUCAUAGUGCCUUAUGUCAAAAUACAGCAAUAUGUCAUCACUGUUGCCCAUCACUGUCAAAGGAAGUGUUGUGCUAAACGAGACACUGUAUUUGAAUGUGAAAGUCUUUAAACCUAAAACCAAAUCAGUUUCAGUUCUCAUUAGAUUUGUCAUAAAAGCUGUAAUUUGGGUAUCGCUAGACUUCUUUAAAACUUCAAUGACAGUUUUGUGUUCAAUGUUGCAUUCUGAACUGAAAUGUAAAAUGAGACUGAUUUAAAAACAGCUUUAUUUAUUUUUACUUUCAUGACAAUUUUUUACACAUCUUUGGUGGAUAGCUAAAAUUUCACCAUAUCCAUUAAUAAACUGUUGAUUGUUAUACAAACAAGUGGGAGAUUUUUCUCAUUAUUUAAAACUGUGCAGUUGCAGAAGCUGCGGCCUGUUCACCAGUCUGUGUUACGUGAGCUGAAGAUUUCGGAAGCAUGGAUUGAAAGUGCUCUGUACUGUCAUGCACAGGCACCAUGGAGGAAACGAGGUGCCAGAGGACAAUAUUUUCACCUGUAUUAAAGUGUAAAAUGAUGUUUGUACAAUGAAAACCCGAAACUUUUUAUUGUAUAUGAUUUGUACAGAAGCGGAGGAGUGAGGAAAGCCAUGGGGUAUUUGCUAAUGUAAAUGUACUGUAAAGUUUGAAGAUGAGACUUUUAUAAUUGUAGAUUCUUGUAGAUGGAAGAAAUUAAACCCUACAACAUCA